AUGCAAUAUAUAAAUGGACUAGAUUUAGUGGAAAGUGUUCACAAAGAAGUUAAAUAUUUAAUAGAAAGUACUACAAUCAAUUGGACAGAUCUGGGGGAAUAUGAAGAGUGUACAGUUCAAUCUUUUGAAAAUCCGACAGAAGAAGGUUUAAUUUUUAAAUGUGUUGGGGAAAUUGAUACAUCACCAGAAUUACCAUUAAAUGUUUUAUAUAAUGCAAAUUUACAAAAAACAUGGGACUGUUUAUGCAUAGAGUCAAAAAAAAUAGAACAGUUAGAUAGUUGCAAUACAGUAGAUUUUUAUACAUUUGCGUCACCACUUGGCGGUAUACCAAGAAGUUUUGUAUUUUUAAGACAUUUUGAUAUUGACUAUGAGAAUAAAGCAGCAUAUUGUGUUAUUAGAUCAAUUCAUCAUGAAUCGAUAGAAAACCCAGAAUAUAUGAAACCAUCAGGUUGGCAGUUUUUAGAAGUUACACCAAAUAGAACAAGAAUUACUUUAGUUGCACAGAUUUCAGAUUUAAUGAUUGCACCAUAUCUACGGGUCAACUCGGUUGAUUUAAAAAGGUUAUAUAGAAAUACAGGUAUUCAAAUCACAAAUACAUUACCAUAUCUAAUCAAAUAUAUAAAGAAUGUUUAUGAAAAAGAAAAAGAGAAUCAUAUCAAUGGAUAUAAUCAUUCAAUGGAAAUUCCAAAGAGUAUUAGCGAAAUUAGAAACGAUAGAAUGAUUGCCAAACAAAUAGAACAAUUGGCAGAAGAAUUAGAGUAUUUAGACAUUGACGAUGGUAUGAUCGAUAUAUAUAAAAGACCAACAAGUAUUUUCAAAGAGACUGGUAAAACUAUUGGUGAAAUAGAGGAUAAACCCGCACUAAAUGGAUGGAACAUUUAUAGAAAAUUCAAUGAUCUUAGUUUCUAUUACAAGGAUUAUGAUGAGGAUAAUAUCGAUUUUGUUUGUAGUGGCAGUAUAUUUAUAGAUGCAAGUUCAGAAGUUAUAAGCUCAUUUAUAUUUUCAGAUUAUUCAUGCAAAUUGGACCAAUGGACUAGUGGAAUGACAACUUUAAAACAAAUUGACAAUGUUACAUCAUUGGAGCGUAUGCAAUUUAGAUCAAUUUUAAAUCCAAAAGAAGAAUUAAAAACAAUUUUGGUUAAACAAGUUAAUCAUCUACCAAAAGGCAUUGUUUUUCUGGGGUAUCGUUCUUUAUUAAAGCCAAGAAUGUCAGAAAAAUUCUUUUGGUAUUAUCCCUCUGGUUAUUAUAUUUGUCCACAGGAAAGAGGUUGUAUAGUUAGAAUUUUAUUAAGAUUUAGAAUGUUUUUACCAACAUUUUUAUAUAAGGUUUUUCCAAAGAAAAAGAUAUUAUAUAUUAUUUCAGAAAAAACUAGAGCAACGAUUGAAUCAAUUAAAACCUAUUCAAUUAAUCCAUCCUAUACAAUAAAUUAUAAUAAAAUUUUUCCACAUUGGAAUAAUUAUGAAAAAUUUUCAGAAUUAGCAGAGAUGUUUUCAAACUGUCAUCUUUAUCCGCCAAAUAAUAAUAAUAUUAACCCAACAAGCCCAAAGAAAAUUUCUGGUUUACCAUUACCACCACCAUCACCAUACGAAAAUGAAAAGAAAAGAAAAUUUAGAGAUAAUGGAAUAAAUUCGACAUCAAUUACAGUUCCAACCCAAUUUUGUUUUUCAACAUCACCACCAAACGAAAGUAAUACACAUCAUAGCUCUGAUGGAACCGGAUCAGCUUUUCAACCAAAUGCAACAAUUUGCACUGGUUCAACAUCACUAACAAGUAUCCAUAGUGAUAGUUGUAUGUCUAUUGAUAAAAUCGAAUACUUAAGAUUUUCGCAAGAUUGGGAAAACUUUAUUACAAAGAGACCAUUUGUAUUAUUGAUGGAAAGUGGAAUACACCUAAACAAACCUCAAAAGAAAGUUCCAAAACAAACUUUAACAAACGAAAAUUUAAAAACAGAUUCGUUAUUUGGACAUUUACCAUACGAAAUUAUAUUAUUUGUAUUUUCUUUUAUGGAUGCUCAGUACUUAUUAAGGAUGGCCCAAACUUGUAAAUAUUUCAACCUAAUUUGUUCCGAUGAUAAUGUUUGGAAGGAAUUAUAUACAAAGAAGUUUAACAGAAAUAGCUCAGAUUCUCUUUUUAAAUGGAGCUCGAUCGAAGAUAAAAAUUUAGAAAAAUCAAAUAAUAACAACAUGGAUGAUCUUAGCAGUAAUGGUGAUAUGGAGGAUAUUCAAACAAGCAUCGAUUCUAAAGACUCCACAUGUAAUAAUUGCAACGGUUGUAUACCAUCUUCAACAUCAUCGAUAGACCAGCCACAAUUGCAACCACAACCGCAACUACAAACACAAUUACAACCACAAUUACAACAACAACCGCAAUUGCAACCACAACAAGUAAAUAAAAUUGCAUUGCCAAUUGUAAACCAACUAAAGGAUAAUAAUUAUUGGAGGAAUAUGUUUAAAGAAAAAGAGGUAGUUAGUAAAAAUUGGAAAACUGGUAAUGGUAGAACAAGUCAAUUAAGAGGACAUAAGGCCAAAAUUACAUGUUUACAAUUAGCACCAGAUCAAUUUUUAACUUCAUCAAAAGAUAAAGAGUUUAAAAGUUGGAACAUUGCCACCAAACAAUGUGAGGGAAGUACUAGGAAUAGUUCAGCAGUAAUUUCAUUUGAAAAAGAUAACGCCUCAAAGCUUUCAACCGAAAUCUUUCCAUAUUGCGUUUAUACCCAUGGGUUUAUAAGACUUGGUUGUUCAAAUGGUACAAUUCAAUUUUACAAUUUAGCAACUAAAGAGGUCGAAAGAGAGCAAAGAUUCAUUUAUGUUUCUGAUGGUUUUAUUUUCAAUAAUAGAGAUGUUUUCUCAUGGGAAAAUAAUACCGUUAAGCUUUAUGAUCAAGAUACUGAACAACAACUAAUUAGCUAUCAAGCUGAAGGUACCAAGAUUAAACAAUGUAAACUAGGAAAAUUUAGAAAUUAUUAUUUUAUAGGUUGCACAGAUAAAUCAUUGAAGCUUUGGGAUACAGAUUCAAAUAAAAUUACACAGGUUUUUAAUGGUCAUAAAGGUGCUAUUAACUGUAUAGAUUUCCUUGGAGAUUAUCAAGUUUUAACUGGUUCAAGCGAUAGAACUAUUAAUUUUUGGGAUUUUAGAAAUAAUCAAGUUCCAAUCUAUUCAAUUAAAUCUCAUACAUCAAAAGUUAAGGCAUUUAGUAUGUAUAAUAAUUCGAGAAUGUGCUCUGGGGAUGAAAAUAGUAUUUUUCUUUGGGAUUUAAAUGGCCCACCAACUCUCUUAUCAACAAUUAAAAAUCUCUCACCAGUAGAGUGUCUAUCAAUGGAUGGCGAAACAAUGAUGGCCGGUUUUUCAAAUGGCGGAGUUACAUAUUAUGACUUUAAUAGUCAUUAA
Molecule: messenger RNA, 3387 nt
Organism: Dictyostelium purpureum
Lineage: Eukaryota; Evosea; Eumycetozoa; Dictyosteliales; Dictyosteliaceae
Exons: 4
Coding region: 1-3387 (1128 amino acids)
Molecular function (GO): lipid binding; ubiquitin binding
Source: RefSeq, a predicted model, not a curated record